This is a messenger RNA of Anolis carolinensis (green anole), 2316 nucleotides long. RefSeq names its product G protein-coupled receptor 27 (gene gpr27). Lineage: Eukaryota; Metazoa; Chordata; Lepidosauria; Squamata; Anolidae. The record is from RefSeq and is a predicted model, not a curated record. The transcript has a single exon. Gene Ontology annotation, cellular component: plasma membrane. Gene Ontology annotation, biological process: G protein-coupled receptor signaling pathway. Gene Ontology annotation, molecular function: G protein-coupled receptor activity. The coding region runs from base 1 to 1146 and encodes 381 amino acids.
AUGGCGAACGCCACCGAGCUUGGCGGGAGCAGCAGUGUGCCCCACUUGCCCGGCGGCCUCCUGAGCGCCUCAGGCCUGAAGCUGGCCUCCCUGGGCCUGAUCCUGUGCCUCAGCCUGGCAGGCAACGGUCUCUGCGCCUGGCUGAUCCUCAAGGAGCGGCCCCUGCACCGGGCACCCUACUAUCUACUGCUGGACCUGUGCCUGGCGGACGGACUGCGCUCGCUGGCCUGCUUCCCUUUCGUCAUGCUCUCGGUGCGCAGCGGCGCCGGGACCUGGCCCCACGGGCCGCUCAGCUGCAAGGUGCUGGCCUUCCUGGCCGUGCUCUUCUGCUUCCACGCUGCCUUCUUGCUCUUCUGCGUGGGCGUCACCCGCUACAUGGCCGUGGCCCACCACCGCUUCUACGCCAAGCGAGUUACAGGCUGGGCCUGCCUGGCGGUGGUCUGCAUGGUCUGGACCCUCUCGGUGGCCAUGGCCUUCCCGCCUGUCUUCGACGUGGGCACCUACCGCUUCAUCCGGGAGGAGGAGCAGUGCAUCUUCGAGCACCGCUACGUCAAGGCCAACGACACGCUGGGCUUCAUGCUCAUGCUGGCUGCUGUGGUGGCCGCCACCCACUUGGUCUAUGUCAAGCUCCUCUUCUUCAUCCACGGCCACCGCAAGAUGAAGCCUGCCCAGUUGGUGCCGGCCAUAAGCCAGAACUGGACCUUCCACGGGCCGGGGGCCACUGGGCAGGCGGCCGCCAACUGGACGGCCGGCUUUGGCCGUGGUCCCACCCCUCCCACCCUGGUGGGCAUCCGCCAGAACACCACCCACAGCCAGAUCAAGCGGCUGCUGGUCUUGGAGGAGUUCAAGACGGAGAAGCGGAUCUGCAAGAUGUUCUAUAUGAUCACCCUGCUCUUCCUGCUGCUCUGGUCCCCUUACAUUGUGGCCUGUUACUUGCGGGUCUUCGUCAAGGCCAGCGCCAUCCCCCAGGUCUACCUGACCACCUCGGUCUGGAUGACCUUUGCCCAGGCUGGGGUCAACCCCAUCCUGUGCUUCAUUUUCAACCGGGAGCUCAGGGUCUGCUUCAGAGCUCACUUCCUCUGCUGCCAAAGCAUACAGAACACCCAAGGCACCCUUCUGUGCGAUCUGAAGAAUUUUGGGAUGUAGCCUUUCUCCCCAUUGUUUUGUGUGUGUCAGGAGCGACUUGAGAAACUGCAAGUUGCUUCUGGUGUGAGAAAGUUGGCUGUCUGCAAGAACUUUGCCCAGGGGAUGCCUGGAUGUUUGAUGUUUUACCAUCCUGUGGGAGGCUUCUCUCAUGUCCCCGCAUGGAGAGUUGGAGCUGACAGAGGGAGCUCACCCACUCUCCCCAGAUUCGAACCCCUGACCUGUUGGUCAGCAGUCCUGCCGGCACAGGGGUUUAACCCCUUGUCCCACUGGGGGGCUCCUUUUCUCCCCAUGUAUGAGAACAAUCCACUGUCUCUAUGCUUUCCUUUUAUAUAUGCACUUGCCAGAUGGUUAUCUCAAGGAGACACUUCAACGUCUCACCACCAUUAGGUUUUAAGAGGGUAUUUAUUUAUUUAUGUGUUACGGGAUUUGUGUGCGGCCGGAAGGUGGGGGGGGAGGGUGGGCAAUGGAAAUGUAGAAUAAUAACACAGGGCUCCGGAUUGCUUGGCUGCUUCUAAUGUUUCUACAUUUGAUUUUGAUGUGGAUAAUAAGGCCAUAGUUUUUUGUGUUCCUUUUUUUUUAGACACAAACGUUUCCAGUUUUGAUAAAGGCUAAGCAAUUUUGUUCACAAUGUCAAAUUUGAUAAACAACCGAGACAAAAAUUUUAUACUAAAGUUAUUUUUGAUGGCCUCCGACUGUUGUAUUAACAAUGUUUGUUUUUAAAGGGUGACAAAGAAGGAGAAACUGGUUUAAGUGGUGAUUCUUGGUGAGGACCUUUGAAAUUAUUAUUUUGGUUAGUGAGCAGCAACUUUCUUAACUUUGCUUGACAUAGAAACACAGGAUGCAGUAGUAACCUACAUCCUAAUUGUGCUCUCAAGUUAUUAGGUCAUUUCCUGUUGACCUAAAGAGAACUACGUUCACUUUGAUGUUGACAUCAAUUAAUUUUUCGUGUUGCACUUUUCCUUUGGUAUACUUUUCAGAAUCCUUUGAAAAAAAUGAUGAUUUUAAAAACAAGAGGAUCACAUAUCAACUUUAAAAAUGGUCAAUAUCAGGUUUUUACAAUACCCUGACUUUCAUACAUAUUGACUUUUUAAGAUGUUAGCUACGAACUGGGAAAUAUGUGUACAUUUUGACUGUUUUAAUAAAAUCAUUGUCCAGUUUUUGUACAUGAAA